Messenger RNA from Paramecium sonneborni, 2238 nucleotides. The record is from the annotation of a GenBank genome assembly. NCBI's taxonomy places the organism in Eukaryota, Ciliophora, Oligohymenophorea, Peniculida, Parameciidae.
AGGACUAUUAUAUGAAAUGCAUAUCAAUUAAUUAAGUAAUUCAGCAUCUUAGUUUGAAAUAGGUUUUAUUUCUUCUAUAUUUUUAAGCUGAAUGUUUAAAAGAAACUUACCAAUAUUAUGAAGCUUUAUAGCAUUAUAUUAAAGCUAUAUAAGUAAAUUAAUUUAGUAAAGAAUAUUUAAUAAAGAAUAUUUCUAUUAAUAGGGUAAAUUAUAAAUGUUAUAUCAAUUAGGAGAAUGUCUAUAAUAAAUAAUAAAAUAUCAAUAUAAGAUUAUUCUAAAGAUAUCAAGAUGCUAUUCAACUUUAUGAUUCAGUUUUAAAAAAAGAUCUCAAUCAUACUGAUUCUUAUGUGGGAAAAGGUAUCCAAUUAAUAUUUAUUAAUUUUAGCUAUAUGCUUAUUAUAUUUAGGACUCAAUGAUUAAGCAUUAAAUAAUGUACUAAAAUCAUUAGAUAUUAAAUAAAAUGGCUUUUUAGGAAUAUAUGCAAAAGGUAAUAAUUAUUUUUAUUUUAGGAUUAUAUUUAUAUAGUAUUGAAGAUUAUUAGGAAGCAAUGGAGUAUUUUGAAAAAGCAUUGAGUAUUUAUUCAUAAGAUUUAGAUUCUUUAUCUGGAAAAGGUAAAUUUAAUUUAAUGAAUUAUAGGUGAUUGCCUAAGAAUGAUGAAUUAAUAUGAAUAGGCACUUUUAUGGUAUGAGAAAGCGUUGAGUAUCAAAUCAAACCAUGUAGAUUCUUUAUAUGGAAAUGGUAAAUUAAAUUUAUUUAAUUAUAGGUCAUUGCCUAAGAAUGAUGGAUCAAUAUGAAUAGGCACUUUAAUAGUAUGAGUAAGCAUUGGGUAUCAAUUCAUAACAAGUAGAUUCUUUAUAUGGAAAAGGUAUAAUUUUACUAAUAUUUUAGCUUUUUGCUUAUUUAAAUUUGGUUAAUAUUAAAUAGCCUAUUCCUUGUUAGAAAAUGUUAAUACGAUAAUACCAAAUAACAAAAUAAUUGAAUAAUUGUUAGGUACUUUAAUCAUUAAAAGUAGAAUUUAGUUCCAAUAACCUAUGAAAAUCAUAUAAAAUACAAAAAUUGAGUUCAUAAAAUUAUAGUAUUCAUAUUUAUGUAAUUUAAUUUUACCAAUAUAGAAAAAUCUAUUUUAAAAGCAANAAACAUGUUUUAUCGCUUUGGAAAAUAGGUAGAUUUAGUUUUAUUUAUUAUUUAGGUGAUAUUUUAAGAUAAUAAAAAUCUUAUGAGGAAGCUAAGGACUAUUAUAUGAAAUGCAUAUCAAUUAAUUAAGUAAUUCAGCAUCUUAGUUUGAAAUAGGUUUUAUUUCUUCUAUAUUUUUAAGCUGAAUGUUUAAAAGAAACUUACCAAUAUUAUGAAGCUUUAUAGCAUUAUAUUAAAGCUAUAUAAGUAAAUUAAUUUAGUAAAGAAUAUUUAAUAAAGAAUAUUUCUAUUAAUAGGGUAAAUUAUAAAUGUUAUAUCAAUUAGGAGAAUGUCUAAGAUUAUUCUAAAGAUAUCAAGAUGCUAUUCAACUUUAUGAUUCAGUUUUAAAAAAAGAUCUCAAUCAUACUGAUUCUUAUGUGGGAAAAGGUAUCCAAUUAAUAUUUAUUAAUUUUAGCUAUAUGCUUAUUAUAUUUAGGACUCAAUGAUUAAGCAUUAAAUAAUGUACUAAAAUCAUUAGAUAUUAAAUAAAAUGGCUUUUUAGGAAUAUAUGCAAAAGGUAAUAAUUAUUUUUAUUUUAGGAUUAUAUUUAUAUAGUAUUGAAGAUUAUUAGGAAGCAAUGGAGUAUUUUGAAAAAGCAUUGAGUAUUUAUUCAUAAGAUUUAGAUUCUUUAUCUGGAAAAGGUAAAUUUAAUUUAAUGAAUUAUAGGUGAUUGCCUAAGAAUGAUGAAUUAAUAUGAAUAGGCACUUUUAUGGUAUGAGAAAGCGUUGAGUAUCAAAUCAAACCAUGUAGAUUCUUUAUAUGGAAAUGGUAAAUUAAAUUUAUUUAAUUAUAGGUCAUUGCCUAAGAAUGAUGGAUCAAUAUGAAUAGGCACUUUAAUAGUAUGAGUAAGCAUUGGGUAUCAAUUCAUAACAAGUAGAUUCUUUAUAUGGAAAAGGUAUAAUUUUACUAAUAUUUUAGCUUUUUGCUUAUUUAAAUUUGGUUAAUAUUAAAUAGCCUAUUCCUUGUUAGAAAAUGUUAAUACGAUAAUACCAAAUAACAAAAUAAUUGAAUAAUUGUUAGGUACUUUAAUCAUUAAAAGUAGAAUUUAGUUCCAAUAACCUAUGA